Perkinsus marinus ATCC 50983 is the source of this 489-nucleotide messenger RNA. RefSeq lists its product as hypothetical. Gene Ontology annotation, molecular function: ATP-dependent DNA damage sensor activity; ATP binding; mismatched DNA binding. The coding region runs from base 1 to 489 and encodes 162 amino acids. NCBI's taxonomy places the organism in Eukaryota, Perkinsozoa, Perkinsida, Perkinsidae. The transcript is spliced from 3 exons. Gene Ontology annotation, cellular component: nucleus; MutSalpha complex. The record is from RefSeq and is a predicted model, not a curated record. Gene Ontology annotation, biological process: mismatch repair.
AUGCAAGCCUACCAGCGGCUAGCUGUUGUCCCCUUCAGUUCCUACCAUGUGUCGGUCGCCUCCUUGGGUGCUCUUGUGGCGUACAUCAACGGUAGCACUGAAUACAGACUGCGGAUGGACUCCUUGAUGGUCACCGCCAUGGAAAGCCAGAACGUCCUCUCAUUGGAUUCCCACACCAUCCGGGCCCUCAUGUUGGUUGUUCCCUACGCCAACUACUCCCCUAGGUCAGACUCUAAGGGGAGGAGUAGGGAGACCCUACUGUAUGUUCAGCAACUCUUUUCUUGUGCUACUUCGGGCGGCCGACGACUCCUCAGACAGUCUCUCACACAACCUCUUUGUGAUGCUGGAGCCAUCCAAGAGAGACAGGGCCUGGUGAAGAUACUAUUGCAAGAUGAGGAGCUCUUCUUCGGCCUCACACAGCAGGUCCUCCCCUCGGUCACUGAGCUAGAGAUCGCUGCCACCCGACUAGCCACUGACCCCGUCAAGUAA